This is a messenger RNA of Rhopilema esculentum, 2086 nucleotides long. RefSeq names its product protein tyrosine phosphatase type IVA 3. Lineage: Eukaryota; Metazoa; Cnidaria; Scyphozoa; Rhizostomeae; Rhizostomatidae. The record is from RefSeq and is a predicted model, not a curated record. Gene Ontology annotation, biological process: protein dephosphorylation.
CAUUGAUUGGUUAUCGAUUGUUUCAUAUGACGUCACGGGCACGCCGUUGAGAAUUUCAUGGGACUGUUAUAGGGUCGUCGAAUAUUUGGAUAACUCGCAUUUGGCUUGUGAAACUUAAGAUUUCUCAUUGCAAUCAAUGAAUAGUUACCACUUGCUUCUGUCAAAAUACUUUGGUAAACCAUUUAUGGAGUUCUUGAAAGACAGUGCUGAAUGGUGCAAGGCUCAACAUGUAGAAUAGCUUUCUGUUUUAAUCACAUCCAAAGAAGCAUUUCAGUUCACGAUUCCUUUCUCAUGGGCUGAUGUUUGGAGUAUUAGGAUCUCAAGAAUCGUUUUGUACAUUUUCAUAACAUAAGUAACCAAGGUGGCAAUAAGAGGCCAGUCUUUCAUUAAGCGUUGCUUCCAAAUUUGGAUUUGAGCAUUUCAACAUCCACUUAUGGCCAUAGUAGAGAUGGCCUCUCCAGGAUUUCAGAAGAUUCCUGAUUUUGGCCAUGCAUUGGUGGAAUUCAAAAAUAUGAGAUUUCUUAUCAUGGAUCGACCUUCCAAGGCAAACAUUGCACUUUUUGUUGAUGAAUUGAAAAAAUGUGGUGUGCAUGAAGUUGUCAGAGUAUGUGAACCAACAUAUGCUAGAGAAGUUUUGGACAAGGAAGGGAUAACACUUCUAGACUGGUUCUUUGAUGAUGGAGCUGCACCCCCUAGAGAAGUGGUUGAGAGCUGGCUGCAUCUGUUGAAAGAAAGGUUUUCAAAAGACCCUGGAACAACAAUUGCAAUUCACUGUGUUGCUGGCCUUGGAAGGGCUCCUGUGCUUGUCGCUUUGGCUCUUAUUGAAAGUGGUAUGAAGUAUGAAGAUGCUGUUGAAUUUAUUCGUAAGAAGAGAAGGGGUGCCAUCAACAGCAAACAACUGGAGUAUUUGGAAAAGUAUAAACCAUCAAAAGUCCUGAAAGGAAAGGAUAGAAACCAAGCUUGCUGCAUACAGUGACUUGUAGUAACUCUUAUGAACUUUUUCAUCUAUCUUUUGAGAUGCAUAUUUUUGUAUAAUGAUUUCUGUAGUUUACCAUAUAAAUUAUUUAUUUGGAAAAAUCUCAAAAGUGGCAGCUAUAGCUUCAUUACAUGAGUAGAAUAUCAUUUGAAUUAGCUUGUAUCCAUCCCUGUUGAUUACUGCUUUCCACACAAUUUGAUCGUAGGCUUUCUCAUAUUCUGUGAAUUAUUACAGCUGUUUCAAAGUAUUUUCUCUUUGGUCUUAAUUGAUGAAUUUAGGUCUAAUAAUCAGAACUAACAUCACAAAAUUCCAGUGCAAAAUCCAUUAAAUGUGUUGCAAAUUAGGUGAGAAAUGGUCACCACAUAAGUACAGGUUCUUAACCCAUAAUAUCCCAAGAAUAUGGUCUUACCAAGCUAAAUAUUUUAAACAGUAAUCUGUUGUUACAGUUUUUGGCGAUAUCUCAUCUGAUGUUUGACUUAUUUAACUGACUUUCGCUGUCAGAAGUUUUUCAUGAUGUUUGUCCUGGUUACGUGUUCAAAAUUUGAAAGUCCUAAAGAUAAAAUUUUUGUGCCGCUGAAAAACUCUACUACCCCCGGACUAGCUUAAAAGCAAACUAGGAAUGCUCCUUUGAUGUUUGAAGUUUCCUAUUUUCACUUUUAAUUAAUGUGUUAUUUGCCAAAACAUCUCAGUUUGCUCUGUCGGUUAUGUCAGACUGUGUUAAGUAAGCGUGUCUGUCAGCUAUAUUUUGCUGUGUGACUGGCAUUACAGUAUUUGCCAAAUAAAUUAUUUGGUGCACGUUGCUGCUUCAUAUCAAUAUAAUCAUCUAAAAGAGCGUUUUCCUUCAAGUGCAGGUAAAACGUUGUAAAUUUCAACUGUAUUAUUUGAUAGCCUCUUUCCUUAGGUAUUCUAAGCUAUGAAAGUAGCAUUUAUAAACGUUACUUAGUGUAUUGUUGGCCAGUUGAUGCUAAAUACGAAGGAUGGAAAAUUUUUAUCAUCCUCUUUGUUCGGAUGCAUGCAGGGUUAGAGAGUUUUAAUGUUUUAAAAUUUGUAUUGGGUAAAUACAUUUCAUGUCAAUAUACUAAUUUGCUUCUAUAUGCUGUGUAUACAAAA